Molecule: messenger RNA, 702 nt
Organism: Closterium sp. NIES-65
Lineage: Eukaryota; Viridiplantae; Streptophyta; Zygnematophyceae; Desmidiales; Closteriaceae
Source: the annotation of a GenBank genome assembly
AUGGCUGACGAUGCUCUUGGGCUUCCACCUUCACUCCCACCUCCUUACUUGCCGUUUCCACAGCCUCUGUCGUCGCCUCUUCAAACUCAGCAGUCGUCUGCUCUUCAGCCGGCUUCUCUGCCGCAUUCCUCUCAGAUGCCGCCCAUGUUACCUGCCCCUGUGGCUGUUUUGACGGCUUCCCCUGCUGUCCCUCCUUCCCCCAAGGGUGCGGUCCCCAAGCUGCUCCAGGGGGGGCGUGAGAUCCCGAUACCGUGGGAGGCGUUGUCGACUCCUCCACAGCCUGCUGCACCUGUUGCCUCCGGCGCAAUCCUGGAUGAGCGUUGGAGUAGGUGGGGGGAGUGCCCUCCUGUUGAGCGGCUUCUUCUUGUCGAGCAGCGCGUUGCGACCGUGGGGACUGUCCUGGAGCUGCUGGCGGGGGUGCUUGACCAGCUGCAUGCGAAUCUGAGGCGCGGGCGUGUUGCUUGCCUGCUGCUGUUGAAGAAGGAGCGGGCGGCUGCCGUGGCGGCGGCAAGACAGAUGAUGCUGAGCUUCCCACGGAUGGGUCUCGUGACCGGCUCCCCCGGGGUGGGUUCUGGUCCUGGGCCUUCCGCCGUGAGGCGGUUGGCUUCUUCUGCCCGUUGCACCCCCCUUGACGUUGUACCAGCCGCCGCAGCGCUGUUGCGCUGGUUGGACGGACGGCUGGCUUUGAUUCUCGCCGAGUAG